Molecule: messenger RNA, 3461 nt
Organism: Paramacrobiotus metropolitanus
Lineage: Eukaryota; Metazoa; Tardigrada; Eutardigrada; Parachela; Macrobiotidae
Product: vacuolar protein sorting-associated protein 51 homolog
Exons: 11
Coding region: 724-2973 (749 amino acids)
Biological process (GO): lysosomal transport; Golgi organization; Golgi vesicle transport
Cellular component (GO): membrane; EARP complex; GARP complex
Source: RefSeq, a predicted model, not a curated record
CAGCUGCUACGUCCAAACUGGGUGUCUCAUCUGUGGGAUGCUCGGAUCCGAGUAAACCGUUGAGGUUACUACCACUACUAGGUGGUUCAUCGCCGGUUUUCUGGCACUCAUCUUCAUCCACAUUCGAUCCUGACGACUGGGAAUUAUCAUCCGACACACUGGACUGCUUGGAUACCGUUUGUGUGGGACGGAAAAAUAUCCUGUCCUUGGACCCGCGUUUUGAACUUACUGAAGCCCUUCAAAAAACGCAGAGUGAGCAAGAAACAGAGACAUUAUUCAAUGACGAAAGUGGAAUACUCAAGCAGAACGGGAACGCGAUUACAGUUUUUCUGGUUCAAGCUCAAACAUGCCGCGAAAGGCGCGAAUGCGUCAUGCUUUAUGAGUCUUAAUGGGAAGGGCUUAAGACGUAACGCCUAGUCAUUUCGGCUUAAACGGAAUGAUAAGAAGUGCCGCCAAAGUGCACACGCCAUACCUCAUCUGCCGCUUAGAUGGCAUAAGAGCAGUCUGUCCUCAAGCCUUGACUUCGGCGUCACAAAACAUAACAUUUUUUUGACUUGUCGUCGUUGUCAAAGUUUACUUAUUUUUUUGCGCAUUGUUAAUUAAAGUGCAGUAAUCAUUUUAAUAUACAUGGAAUGGAAGUGUUAAGUGCUCCUAUUAAAAGUUAAAGAUUUUGCAAAGGGACUGAAGGACUGUCUGCGCCUCUCGUUAUCGGAAAAUCACAAAAUGACUACAAACCCUUCUCUGUCAAGAAAUCCUUUGGAUCUUAAUGGAACGGCCUUCGAUCCGGACCAGUACUUGCGACGCGUUUUGAAGGAAGAGGCUUUGGUGGACUUGAUUGAACAUGAAGCGGAGAUGGUGCAGCAGAUUAAAGCUCUGGAUAGCGAUAUGCAGACACUGGUGUACGAAAAUUACAACAAAUUCAUAACAGCUACUGACACUAUAAGAAAGAUGAAGCAGGAUUUCGGUCAGAUGGAACAAGAAAUGGAAAAAUUGGCUAAAAACAUGGUAGCUAUUAACGAGUUCAGCACGAAAGUAACCGCUUCCUUGGAUCCUAACCGAUCGAAGAUCAAGAAAUUAUCUGAAACCCAUGCCAUUUUGAAGCGACUUCAAUUUUUAUAUGAUUUACCUGCUCGGCUACAAGAAUGUUUAGAUACAGAAAGCUACCGCCCUGCGGUAAUCGCUUACUGCAAAGUUCAAACUGUUAUGGAAGAAUACCGCUACCUGACAGCUUUCAAAAAAAUCUAUGAGGACUGCAAUGACAUUAUGAACAAUUUGAAAAAGGCGCUUUAUCAAAAAUUCCGCCGGAAGUCAUCCACAACACGUGAACUUGCCGAAUGUAUUGAGCUGUUCACUAUGCUGAAAGAACCAGCGGAAAUUCUGUGUCAGGAAUUUCUUGCGCAUGCAGAAAUUCGACUGCAGGACGAUCUUGCGGUUUUGGAUGAACAGUUGGCCAAGUGGAACGAUCCUGGCGUUCGGCUGGAAGCUGUCGAUGUGUUAAGUUUCGUGGAUAUGGGAUCGAAUGGUUUUCUAAGCAAUGUCUGUCUCGUUGUGGCCAGCUAUAACGAUAUGUUCAUGUGCCGGUUUGAGAACACUCAAGCUGAUGAGGAAAGUAAUGAAAUUGCCAGGAGGAAACUUUUCCAAUUUGUCAGCAAUCUCAUGGAGCGGUAUUUUCAUCUAGUCCGACAGCGUGUGAUGAAUGAAACCCUGGAUUCAUCGACAUGUGAUGUCUAUGUUCGCGCUCUGGAUCGUUUUUCGCGACGUUUACAAGCACUUGAUCGACUUAUUAGCGAAACCGAUUACUCGCGUGUUGGGUCGAAGAUGGUGCAGGAAGCUGCCAGCCUGCGAUGUCGACAAUACAUGGAGAAACUAAAUGACGACUUCCGAAAAACUCUGGAGGAAGUCCGCGAAAUGCUUUCCGUAAAAUUCACAGCCACUGAUUCGACCCAGAAAAUUUUGAUGAUUGGUGUACAGAAAGUGCAUUCGAAUUUAAUGGAGCGAGUUAAAAUAGCGUUAGCGGAUCUCAAGGCUUUUGUACAACCGGAAAUCAUGUUCGCUUCGAACAAAAAUUUCUACGACCAUUUCUGUAAAGUCGAUGUCAGGGAUACAAUGGUAAUCGGACAUUUUCGAGAGAUGUUAUCGCUUUCGGAGAGCUUCUGUAAACAUGGUGGAGACAAACUGGCCGGAUCGGCGUUAGUUUUUCUUGUUCUGUCUCGGCAUUUCCUUGAUUUGAAUCAGUCCACCAUCUCCUACGCAAUGAACGUCACGAGAGAGAAUUUCCCCGUCGAGGACAAAAAUUCCGUUGCCAGCCAGACAAUAUCUAACAUGAUGCAGCGCGCCAAGGAUACUGCUCAGAAACUGCUCAAUUAUUUUGUGCAUCAAGAGGGUCUCUCGAUUUCGCAAAUGAUCCGAAAGAGCGUAGAGACUCGCGAUUGGCUAAGUACGAACGAGCCCCGCACGGUUCGGGCCGUGGUCAAGCGGGUAGUCGAGGAAUUGACCGUCAUCGACCAGCAAGUGGGUCAGUUGUUCGAGGAAGGGCACCGAAAAGAUGCCGGUAGCGGUUCCAGUAAGCGCACUCGGCCCAGUGUUAUUAAGAGCCAAGCUCGUAGCGCCAAUUGGACAAAUUACUCGCCCGUUGAUACGAGCCUCUUGAGUAACAUCCAGAAAUUAUUUAAUGAGCGUAUUGAAAUAUUCGGAGAUGUUGACUUUGCGAAAGUAUCCAUUUUGACCGGUAUUGUGAAAAUUGGACUAAAAACUCUACUGGAAUGUGUGCGACUUCGAACGUUUGGAAAAUUUGGUCUGCAACAGAUUCAAGUGGAUGCUUAUUACCUGCAGCAAUAUCUCUGGCGGUUCGUUAGCGACGAAAAUUUGGUAACAGCAUUACUGGACGAAAUAGUCAGCAGCGCUGUGCAACGCUGUCUGGAGCCUGUACUUAUGGAGCAAAGCGUAGUUGAAGCAAUCUGUGAUCGCGGAUGAAUCCGCCUUGCAUAACAUACAAUUUCAGAUUUAUUAGUUCUAGUUAGAUAUCAAAAAUUGACUGCAGUGGAAAGAAAAGACCAUGGUUUAAAGCGAAAGUAAAACAUUCAGAAAAUCGACCAGCCCCCACAAAUCUACAUUAUCUGUAACAGCUUCUUCAGUUCUACCAUUAACUGCCAAUCUGCUUUCGUUAAAUCAUCUCUAAAAUAAUCUUUGCAAACGUCUAUUGAUGGUCGUGAAAUCUUACUGACCAUCGUAUCUUCUAUUUCGAAAUGGCGCCCUAACAGUUUCGGAGUUGCCCCAGGUUCGGGGUCAAUUUUAAUGCAAACUUCUUGACCUUUCUUGGCAAUGUCCAUCGGUUUGUGGUUGACUUCAAUACUGGUGACGAUGCCAAUAUCGACGAACUCCUUCGACGGAACUGUCAGCGGUGUGCCCACUUUAAGGACACCAGCGUCAACGACAACUCCCACAACGAUUGGAUCACGCGU